UGGGCGGUGUCCAUCGGUUGUGACUCUGAAGGCCAUUGGAGGCUUAUCAAGCUAAAGGCUCAGAGGCGGGGCGGGGCUCCAGAGCCCGGAAGACGCUCCCCAGAAGUUUAGACCAGAGCCUGGGCUGUGGGAGCCAGUAUCCCUUUUACUGCCCCCGGAGGUCGCAGCUUGGUCCCUGCGGCCGCGCUCUGGGGACCCCUCCUGGACCCCGCGGCUCAGCCUGGAGAGGACCCGGAGCCGACCCCAACAGGGGGCCUGAAGGCAUGGCCCCAGGAGCCCGUAGACUCCCCUGGCAGGAGUCACUGACGUUCAGGGAUGUGGUUGUGGACUUCACCCAGGAGGAAUGGAACCUCUUGGACCGUUCUCAGAAACAGCUCUACAAGAAAGUCAUGCUGGAAAACUCCCAGAAUCUGCUCUCUGUGGGAAUUCCAGUUCUCAGAGAAGAUUUGAUCUCCCAUUUUGAGGAAAGGGAAGCAUCAUGGAUCCUGCAUCAUCUAGGACCAAGGAACUCAUGUCCAGAUGAGACCAAGUUUGAAGUGAAUGAGACUACUGCAAGGCUGAGCAUUUCUAUGAAAGAAUCUCAACCACAAAGAUGCAUGAAUGGUAGUUCUUGUGACUCAGAUACCAAGAUAGAGAAAAAUCAAAAUAAUUAUUGUAAAUUUGGUAAAAAUGGAAAGAGUUUCAGACAUUGUUCAGUACUAAUUUGGUGUAAGAAAAUGGCCUUAGGGAAUGAGUGUUUUCAGUAUACUAAAACUAGGGAAUGUUUUAAAAAAAUUGGGCUUAUUCGGUCUUCUGAGAAACCUCCUGAAAAACGAAUAUUUCAACAGGAAAUGGUAUCUAGCUUGAGUUCAGAUCUUAUUAGACAUCGGAAAAGUUACACUGGAGAAAUGGCUUCUGUAGAGAAUAAAGAUAGAAAAGCCUUCAACCAGAACUCAAAGCUCACUGACCAUCAUAAAAUUCACACUGCAGGAAAGUCUUAUGCAUGUAGUCAAUGUGGAAAGACUUUCACAAAUAGGUCCAGUCUUGAUAUACAUCAGAGAAUCCAUACUGGAAAGAAAUCUUACAGAUGUAAUCAUUGUGGAAAGACUUUCACACAGAACUCCCGUCUUUUGAAACAUCAGAGAAUUCACAAUGGAGAGAAACCUUAUGAAUGUGACCAAUGCGGAAAAGCUUUCACACAGAACUACAGUCUUGCUCGACAUCAGAGAAUCCACACUGGAGAGAAACCCUAUGAAUGUAAUCAAUGUGGAAAGACUUUCAGAACAAGAUCCAGUCUUCAUGUGCAUCAACGAAUUCACACUGGAGAAAAGCCAUAUGAAUGUAAUCAAUGUGGAAAGACUUUCAGAACAAGAUCCAGUCUUCACGUGCAUCAAAGAAUUCACACUGGAGAAAAACCAUAUGAAUGUAACCAAUGUGGAAAGACUUUCAAAAGAAGAUCCAGUCUUCUUGAACAUCAGAGAAUUCACACUGGAAAGAAACCUUAUGGCUGUAAACAAUGUGGAAACACUUUCCGAACAAAAUCAAUUCUUGUUGAACAUCAGAGAAUUCACACUGGAGAGAAACCUUAUGAAUGUAAACAAUGUCAAAAAGCUUUCAUCUCCAGCUCUUGUCUUGCAAAACAUCAGAAAAUCCAUGCUGCUGAGAAAUCAUGUGAAUAUAAUCAGUAUGGAAAGGCUUUGAGAUGCAGUUUUGAACUUCCUCAAAAUCAGAAAAUCCUCCAUGGAGAGAAACUUCACAAGUGUCGUGAAUGUGGUAAAGUUUUUCGUGAACACGCUUCUCUUAUUGCUCAUCAGAGAACCCACACUGGUGAAAAGACUUACAAAUGUAAUCAGUGUGGAAAGACUUUCACACAGACCUCCAAACUAGCUGUCCAUCUGAGAAUCCACACUGGAGAGAAACCUUAUGAAUGUAUUCAGUGUGGAAAGGCUUUCCCAUAUAGGGCCAAUCUUGCUAGCCAUCUGAGAAUCCACACUGGAGAGAAACCUUAUGAAUGUAAUCAGUGUGGAAAGGCUUUUACAGAGAACUCCAAUCUUGUUGCACAUCAGAGAAUCCACACUGGAGAGAAACCUUAUGAAUGUAAGCAAUGUGGAAAGGCUUUCCGAAUAAGAUCCAUUCUUGUUGACCAUCAAAGAAUUCACACUGGAGAAAAACCUUAUGAAUGUAAUCAAUGUGGAAAAGCUUUCAGAUCCAGCUCCUGUCUUGGUAAACAUCAAAAAAUGCAUACUUGAGAGAAACCUUAUCUGAUCAGUGUGAUAAAGCCUUCAAGUAACAGUCAUUUCUUAUUUCCCAUCAGAGAAUUACUAUUAAAUAUGAAUUCUGUCACUGACAUGAAGAAAGACAUUCAAAUGAGUACAGAGAUUGUAGACAAUUUAUUCAGGGUAGAUGGACACAAUGGGGGAAAACCUUCAGAGAUCAUCUCUUUACAUGACAGGAUUCAGAGUAGGGAGAAACUUUACAUAUUUGCUCAAGGGAAUCAGUUUUUUCUCUGGAACAAGGAGAUCCCUAAAUUUGAAGUUGUACUGGAAAGAAGGCUUAUCAAAGCAAUGUCUUUAGUCAAUGUCCACGCCUUUACAUAGUGCUCAUACUUGAAUACAUAUUGGAGAAAUCAUGUUGGAGAUAAAACAUGGAUCUAAGUAAUGAGGAAUUACAAUUCACAGAGAAGAUUUGAUCUCUAGUUUUGAGGAGCCCAGAAUUCUGAAGCCAAAAGGUCCAAGGAGCUUCUGUCUAGGUGAGUGAGAAGGGGCCAGUGAAUUAAUGUGAUUAUGACAGGAAGGAUUUAUGUGCAGUGGAGCAGGAAGUGUUAGAAUUGGGGGCAAAAUAACCUGAGUUGGAAUUCUUUUUUUAGACACUUUGUUGAUGUGAUCUUGAUUGUUACUAAACCUCAGUCUUCCUGCUUCUGAAAUGAGGGAGGUUGGCCUCCAAGACCUUUCACUUCUCUUCCUAUGAUAAAUCUACAAUCUCAUGAGAAGUCAUUGUUUAAAACUUAGGAGUGUGAACCUUUUUUAAAUUUUCUUUCCCCCACCCCUUUUAAAAAAUUUAUUAUCACCAGUUACCUAUAAAAACAGUGUAUCAUUUUUGUUUGUUUGAUUAUAUGUGUACAUUUGUUAGGAUUCUUACAAGGUGCCAAGUCAGUGGAAUUGGUGAGAUAAUGAUUCUCUAAUUUACAUGUGUUUAUUACUUACUAUAAUUCCACAAGAUUCACACCUUUAAGAAAGCAUAUGUAAGAAGGAGCUCUCAGGGCCAAAGAACGGAAGCCCACUAGAAGCUCUGAGCCUCAGCCAGGAUUCAGUCAAGAAGAUUCACAAGCCAGAGAAGGCAGCUUUAAGCUCUCGGAACCAAGGAGAGAGAUAGGCCUCUUAUUAAAACUAACUGGGUCCCAGGAGAAGAGACAAGACUUUGAAGGAGACAAUAAAGGAUUUGGACUUUAAUACCUGGCUGCAUUUGGGGUGACUACUAUGAACUGAAAGGAAGGCUGCUUCCAGAAGCCCCCCAAGAAACCUGCUCCCAUAGAACAUUAAAUUUUAGAGAACAAUAUUACAUAUUUCAUUUUAACAUAUUUCUUUACAAAUCAUAUUGGGAGAGAAAAAUAAGAACAAAAGGAAAAUACUAUGAGAAAAAAAAUACAGAAAAAAAAUGAAUAUAGCAUAUGCUGAUUUACAUUGGUUCCAUAGUUCUCUCUCUGGAUGUGGAAGGCGUUUUCCAUUUAAAGUUUAUUGGGAUUGCCUUGGAUCAUUGAUCCACUGAAAAGAACCAAAUCUGUCAUAGUUGAUCAUCGCACAUUCUUGCUGUUGCUGUGUGUAUACUGUCUCUUGGUUCUGCUCACUUCAUUCAGCAUCAUUUUGUGUUAAGUCUUUUCAGGCUUUUCUGAAAUUAUCCUAAUCAUCAUUUCUUAUAGAACAACAAUAUUCCAUUACAUUAAUAUCCCAUAACUUAUUUAGUCAUUCCCCAACUGAUGGGUAUCUACUCAAUUACCAGUUUCUUGCCACUACAAAAAAGCUGCUACAAAUGUUUUUGCACAUGUGGGUCUUUUCCCUCUUUUAUGAUCUCUUUGGUAUACAGAUCAAGGCAUGAGACUGUUGGAUCAAAGGGUAUGCACAGUUUUAUAGUUUUUUUAACUCAAUUCAUUCUUUAUGAUUAGAUUGUUUCAUCUCCAAUUAGUUUUUAAUCUAUAUUUCCAUAGUCCUUAUUAAAUAUAAUUUUAUUGCAUUAUGAUUUGAAAAGGAUACUAUUAAUAGUUCUGCUUUUCUGCUUUUAAGUAUAAAAUGUUUAUGUAUUGAUAUAUGAUCAAUCUUUGUAAGAGUACUAUUAGCUGCUGAGAAAAAAUUGUAUUCCUCUCUUGUUUCCAUUCAUUUCUCUCCAGAUAUCGAACAUAUUUAGCUUAUCUAAAAUUUUAUUUGCUUCCUUAACUUCUAUCUUAUUUAUUUUUUGUUACAUUUAUCUAAUUCUGAGAGUGAAAGAUUAAAAUCCCCUACUAUAAUAGUUCUACAGUCUAUUUCCACCUAUACUUCAUUUAACUUUAAAAAUUUAGGUGCGAACACCCAAAGAAAGAACACUGGAAAAUGAAUGCAAACUGUUUGCAUUUUUGUUUUUCUUCCCGGGUUAUUUAUACCUUCUGAAUCCAGUUCUUCCUGUGAAACAAGAGAACUGUUUGGUUCUGCCCCCACAUAUUGUAUCUAGGAUAUACCGUGACCUAUUUAACAUGCAUAGGACUGUUUGCCAUCUGGGGGAGGGGGUGGAGGGAGGGAGGGAAAAAGUCGGAACAGAAGUGAGUGCAAGGGAUAAUGUUGUAAAAAAAUUACCCAGGCAUGGGUUCUGUCAAUAAAAAGUUAUAAUUAUUUAAAAAAAAAUUUAGAUGCUUUAGUAUUUGGUGCAUCUAGGUUCAGUAUUAAUAAUGCUUCAUUGUUUAUGGUACUUUUUAUCAAAAUGUACUUGCCCUGCUUAUCUCCUCUUAAUUAAAUCUAUUUUAACCAUAA
Molecule: messenger RNA, 4973 nt
Organism: Antechinus flavipes (yellow-footed antechinus)
Lineage: Eukaryota; Metazoa; Chordata; Mammalia; Dasyuromorphia; Dasyuridae
Product: zinc finger protein 883-like
Exons: 6
Coding region: 264-2228 (654 amino acids)
Biological process (GO): regulation of DNA-templated transcription
Source: RefSeq, a predicted model, not a curated record